This is a messenger RNA of Chionomys nivalis (European snow vole), 3988 nucleotides long. RefSeq names its product microtubule associated protein 1S (gene Map1s). Gene Ontology annotation, biological process: microtubule cytoskeleton organization; axonogenesis; regulation of microtubule depolymerization. Gene Ontology annotation, molecular function: microtubule binding; actin binding. The record is from RefSeq and is a predicted model, not a curated record. NCBI's taxonomy places the organism in Eukaryota, Metazoa, Chordata, Mammalia, Rodentia, Cricetidae. Gene Ontology annotation, cellular component: cytosol; synapse; dendrite. Bases 10 to 2952 code for a protein of 980 amino acids. The transcript has 7 exons.
GGCGCGAAGAUGGCGGCGGUGAUGGCGGCGCCCGAGGCUGUGGCGGCGCCGAGCUCGCUGCUGCUGCUGGUGGUGGGCGGCGAGUGCGGCUGCCCGGGGCUGCUGGCCCACAUCCUGGAGGAGCUGGAACGAGGUGUCCGCUCCUGGGAGGAUGUGGACCCCGCUGUCUGCAGUCUGGAUGAGCAGCUCAAGGCCUUCGUGUCCCGGCACUCGGCCACCUUCUCCAGCAUUGUCAAAGGCCAGCGGAGCCUGCACCACCGUGGGGAGACCCUGGAGACUCUGGUGCUGCUGAACCCUUCAGACAAAUCCCUGUGCGAUGAGCUCCGGAACCUCCUGAUGGACCCGGCCCCUCACAAACUACUGGUGCUGGCAGGGCCCUGCCUGGAGGAGACCGGGGAGCUGCUGCUACAGACCGGGGGGUUCUCAGCCCAGCACUUCCUACAGGUGCUGGGGGACAAAGAGGUUCAGGAGGCGCUAGCCUCAGCACCCACUGCCCCACCGGCCCUUACCGUGUCCUGUCCGACCUUUGGGGACUGGGCGCUACUGGGUCCCGCACCCGGACUGCGGCUGCGACUGAACCCUCCCGCGCGGCUGCCUGCCUCCGAGGGCCUGCGAGCCUUUCUGGAAUAUGUGGCCGAGUCCCUAGAGCCGCCAUCGCCCUUUGAGCUGCUGGAGCCCCCAGCCGCGGGCGGCUUCCUGCGCCUGGCCCGGCCCUGCUGCUACGUGUUCCCGGGCGGCCUGGGCGACGCUGCGUUUUUUGCAGUCAACGGCUUCACUGUGCUGGUGAAUGGCGGCUCCAACCCUAAGUCGAGCUUCUGGAAGCUGGUGCGCCAUCUGGACCGCGUGGACGCUGUGCUAGUGACCCACGCGGGUGCCGACAGCCUGCCCGGCCUCAAUAGCCUGCUGCGCCGCAAGUUGGCAGAGCGCGAGGCAGCCGCAGGGCCGCAGGGACAGCAUGAGGAGAGACUGCGGCGCCUACUGUCGCCUGCCCUGGGUGUCGUGUUCCUGAAUGCGCGCCAGGCAGCGUCUCGGUUGCGUGGGGGUGAGGAUGAGGCGGUCUGUGCUCGGGGCCUGCUACGGAGCCUGGGUAUCGCGCCCCUACCCCUGCAGCGUGGCCCGCAGCCCACGCGCCCCACCACCCUCUUCGAGAAGCUGGGCGUCGGCCGUCUUGAGCUCUUUGUGCUGCACCCGCCACCUGGGGACCCUGCGGCACCCGCCUGCGCUCUGCUGGUGUGGCAGCCUGCUGCGCCCAGUGACAAGGUGGUGCGUGUGCUAUUUCCAGGCCACACACCGCCUGCACGCCUACUGGACGGGCUGCAGCGCCUGCAGCAUCUGCCGUGCCUGCGCCGGCCAGUGGUCACUGCACGUGACUUGGAUACACCAGCAAGGGCCGACAGCCAGGACAGCUUGGCCUCACGGGACAGCUCGCGCAAAGAGCCGGUCCGGAGCACCAGCACCGUCGCCAGCUCCACCGGCAGGAACACAGUGCGAAGGGAGUCUGCUCCACCCAUGCGUGACCUAAAGAAGGACACAAAACCUGGGCCUGCACGGCCUACAGUCCGCGACGUGCGUCGCUCUGGGCCUGGUGUCACCAACAUGAAGCCGCGCGUGUCACAGAACGGGCCUCGUGCCCCGGUUUCAGUAGGGCCCCCUUCCGCUCAUGGACCUGAGUGCCCCGGAGCAGCUGGGAGCAGUGUGGAGCCUGAGCAGCCACCUGCCCCAUCCCCGACCCUGUCCCCAGCUCGGUCCCCACAACCUACCGCACCUGGCAGUAGCCCUGAGCACCUGUCACUCAGCCCGCUGCGCCCUGAGCCCGCUCCAGAUGCAUCGCCCUCAGCCACUACACCCACGGCCACAACACCCACAUUGACCACGCCCUCGUUGCCCGCGGAGUUGGGCUCACCGCACUCUACUGAGGUAGAUGAGUCACUGUCUGUGUCCUUCGAGCAGGUGCUACCAGCAGGCGACUCGGGGCUUAGCCUUCCCCUGCGCCUUGCGCGCCGCUCCACAUCUCCGCACGACGUGGACCUGUGCCUCGUUUCACCCUGUGAGUUUGCACACCGCAAACCGCCCCCUCCCACAUCUCCAGGCAGCUCAGACAGCAGCGCCCAUUCACAGGAGCGGCCACCUGAGACGCCGCCCACGUCGGUGAGUGAGUCACUGCCCACACUGUCUGACUCUGACCCCGUGCCUGUUGUGGACUCCGACGAUGAUGCAGGCGGCGAGAGUGCAGCCAGGGACCCGCUGCCCACUCCCCGUGUGCCACCACCGCUGCCCGAUGCACCCGGCAUCUGUAUGGUGGAUCCUGAGGCGCUGCCGUCCCGCUCCAGGCAGCCCCCCAACCCUGCCAAUACCAGUCGCAGCCGCAAGGCCCCUGCAAGGCCCAGCUCCGCCUCUGCCGCCCCCAGAGCUGCACCCUUAGCCGCCAAGACCAAGGGCCCUACGGGGGACCGGGCCCGGCCCCUGAGCGCCCGCAGUGAGCCCGCAGACAAGCCAGGCCGUGUGCCCCUCACCAGGAAGCCCUCGGUCCCUAAGACCGCCCCCAAAGCCCCUGGCACGAGGAUCUCCUCAGGGCCCAGUAGCCGCCCUAUGCCACCCACUGCUGGCUCCCCUGUCUACUUGGACCUGGCCUACCUGCCCGGGGGUGGCGCGGGCCACCUGGACCAGGACUUCUUCCUGCGGGUGCGUGCACUCUGCUAUGUCAUCAGUGGGCAGGGCCAGCGCCAGGAGGAGGGGCUGCGUGCUGUGUUGGACGCACUGUUGGCCGGCAAGCAGCAGUGGGACCUUGACCUGCAGGUCACGCUGAUCCCCACCUUCGACUCCGCGGUGAUGCACAGGUGGUAUGAGGAGACGCAUGAGCAGCACCAGGCGCUGGGCAUCAGGGUGCUGGGCAGUGGCAGCAUGGUGUCCAUGCAGGAUGAGGCCUUCCCGGCGUGCAAGGUGGAGUUCUAGCUGGGGCCGCAGUGCACCCUGGGGCAGUGCACCCUGGGACCCAGGUUGCGGCUCUGUACUCCGCGCUGAACCCCGACACCGCAUUCGAGUGAGCCACUGUGUGACACACCAGCUUCCAUCCUAGAGCCACAGAUGGGGAGGCAGUGCUGCUCUUACCAGCUGUUGAGCUGGCCACGGGGCAGGCACAACUACCCAUGCUCUCCUUCCUAGCACUCAGGUUGCAGAGGCAGGAGGUUCAUGUGGGUUCCAGGCUGUCCUGGUCUCACACAAGAUAAAGCGGAUGGGGAAGAUUUUGUUCUUGAAGUCUUAGGGUUUCUUGUGCUUGGUAAACACCUCGGCUGUAAACACCUAGAGAGGUUUGCUGGAGGCAGGAAGGAGCCUGGAGGCCACGGAGGGUGCUGCUUACUGGCUUCUCCCACGCUUGUCAGCUGUUCUCUUAUGCACCCAGGCCAGUCUGGAGGCACAGAUUUUAGUUUAUGUUCCCUCUUCUCAACGGCUCUCGCCACCACACUUGGAGAGAAUCUAACAAGGAAAACAGACUGGGGUGUGCUCGGUAGUCCUCUGUCAGCUCAACACAAGCUGGAGUCACCUGAGAGGAGGGAGCCCCAGCUGGGAAAAUGCCUCUGCUAGAUCAGGCUGUGGGCUGCCUGGGGGCAUUUUCCUAAUUAGUGAUUGAUGGGGACAGCCGAGUCCACUAAGGAUGGGACCACAACUGGACAGGUGGUCCUGGGUUCCGUAAGAAAGCAGACAGAGUUGCCGGGCGGUGGUGGCGCAGGCCUUUAAUCCCAGCACUUGGGAGGCAGAGGCAGGCGGAUCUCUGUGAGUUCGAGACCAGCCUGGUCUACAAGAGCUAGUUCCAGGACAGGCUCCAAAACCACAGAGAAACCCUGUCUCGAAAAACCAAAAAAAAAAAAAAGAAAGCAGACAGAGCAAGCCACCAGGAAGCAGUAUCUUCCAUGGCCUCUGCAUCAACUCCUGCCUCCAAGUUUCUGUCCUCUGUGAGUUCCUGUGAUAAUGAACACCAAAUAAACCCUUU